GGCCAUGCAGUUUGUGUCUUCAUCACUAGCCAGACAGUGCCUACUGAGUCAAAACUAGUGCAAAAGAGAGAGAGAGAGAGAAUCAUCUGGUCAUGAUCGCAGCAAGAGCUGCAAACCUGGUGGCCAUGCGGGCCCUGGCGCUGGCCGUGCUAGUCCUCACCUGCGCCGCGGCGACGGCGCGCGCCGAACAGUGCGGCUGGCAGGCCCGCGGCGCGCGGUGCCCCAACAGACUCUGCUGCAGCCAGUGGGGAUGGUGCGGCCUCAGCGACGAGUACUGCAAAGGCGGCUGCCAGAGCCAGUGCCGCGCCGGCGAGCCCGUGCCCGUGCAGGGAGCUGGCGGCGGGGGCCGCGCCGGCGUGGCGUCCGUCGUGACGGCGGACCAGUUCGAGCGCAUGCUGUCCCACCGCGACGACGCGGCGUGCCCCGCCCGCGGGUUCUACACCUACCGCGCCUUCGUCGCCGCGGCCGGCGCGUUCCCGGCCUUCGCCGCCACGGGCGACGCCGACGCCCGGAGGCGGGAGGUCGCCGCGUUCCUGGCGCAGACUUCCCACGCCACCUUUGGUGGGCCCUACUCGUGGGGCUACUGCUACAAGGAGGUGGAGGGUGCCACGUCAGACUUCUGCGUGCCGAACGCGCGCUGGCCGUGCGCUCCCGGCAAAGCAUACCACGCACGCGGGCCAAUGCAAAUCGCAUACAACUACAACUAUGGGGCGGCCGGGGAGGCGAUCGGCGCCGACCUGCUGGGCAGCCCGGAGCUGGUGGCGACGGACCCGACGGUGGCGUUCAAGACGGCGCUGUGGCUGUGGAUGACCCCACGGUCCGCGGGCCAGCCGUCGCCCCACGCCGCCGUCACGGGGCAGUGGGCUCCGACGCCCGCGGACCGCGCGGCCGGCCGCGCGCCGGGCUACGGGCUCGCCACGAACAUCCUCACCGGCGGGCUCCAGUGCGCCGCCGGAGGCGACGGCGGCGCCGACCGGGCCGCCUUCUACAGGCGCUACUGCGACGUGCUCGGCGUCAGCUACGGGCCCAACCUGGACUGCCACGGCCAGGCGCCGUUCGACGGGGACAUCGUGUCGUCGUCGGCGGCGGCGGCGAACUAGACAUCUCUGUGCCGCCGUGCCCGUGCCGGCCCCGAAUAAAAAACUGCGCGCCGCGUACGGCGCGCGUACGACACGUUCGCUCCGCUCUGCAUCCGGAGCGAGCGAGCGAGUUUGCUACGUAUGCUGUGGUUUCGGGCGAGGAAUUCUUCAUGGAUCUGUGAAAGCCCGUAUGUAUUAUGCAUGGUCUCAUGACAUGAUCAUGGUAUGAAUAAAGUAGUGUCGAUCUUCUUGAACGUA
Messenger RNA from Oryza brachyantha (malo sina), 1337 nucleotides. Its product is annotated as chitinase 7-like. Gene Ontology annotation, molecular function: chitinase activity; chitin binding. Gene Ontology annotation, biological process: cell wall macromolecule catabolic process; defense response to fungus; carbohydrate metabolic process. The transcript has 3 exons. NCBI's taxonomy places the organism in Eukaryota, Viridiplantae, Streptophyta, Magnoliopsida, Poales, Poaceae. Bases 93 to 1100 code for a protein of 335 amino acids. The record is from RefSeq and is a predicted model, not a curated record.